ACAGAGAUAGAGACGCCGAGGACACAGAGACACAUCGCGCCUGUCUGUCUGUCUGUGGGUCAGAGAACUGGAGGACAGGUGGGACGUGGACCGGAUCAGAGGAGGAUGUUUGAGGACCUAGAUGAAGCGUUCUGUGGUCUGGAGCCUGAAGUGUCUCCCGGGGGAGGGUUAUGUCGAAGGGGGCGCGUCCUUGAGGAAGAGGAAGGGGCGGAGUCCAGUCUGAGUGUGGGACAGUUCGUCCUCUGUCAUUGGUCAGACGGGCUCUACUACCUGGGCAAGAUACAGAGGGUGAGCCCCCCCAGGCAGAGCUGCUUCGUCACGUUUGAGGACAACUCCAAGUUCUGGGUCCUCUGGAAGGACAUCCAACAUGCUGGUGUGCCGGGGGAGGAGCCUCGCUGCUCCAUGUGUCGGGAGGCGGAGCCAAACCAUGACGACCAAUCAAAUCAAAACAACCAGAUCCUCAUCUGUGGGAAGUGUGGCAUCGGUUUCCAUCAGCAGUGUCAUGUUCCUCCUGUAGAGGGCAGUAACAGUCUCAGUCCCUGGUUCUGUAGACGUUGUGUCUUCGCUCUGGCUGUCAGGAAAGGGGGCGCUCUGAAGAAAGGUCCUAUAGCCAAAGCUCUGACAGCCAUGAAGCAGGUGUUGCUGUACGACCUGGACUCUCUGGACUGGGACUCCCAGCACCGGACCAAUCAGCAGCAGUGUUACUGUUACUGUGGAGGCCCUGGAGAGUGGUACCUGAAGAUGCUGCAGUGCUUCAGAUGUCAGCAGUGGUUCCAUGAAGCCUGUACCCAGUGUCUGCAGGAGUCCAUGAUGUUUGGAGACAGGUUCUACCUCUUCUUGUGCUCGGUGUGUAAUAAAGGAUCAGAGUACGUCCGGCGUCUCUCUCUCAGGUGGGUCGAUCUGGUUCACCUGGUUCUCUACAACCUGUCGGUCAGCAGCAAAAAGAAAUACUUCGAGCUGGACGAGAUCCUGGCCUUCGUCUCCGCAAACUGGGAACAUCUACAGCUAGGGAAGCUGUCAAACACUCCUCCAGCAGAGAGGGGGCAGCAUCUCCUGGAUGCUCUGAACAAAUACAAGAGCAAGUUUCUGUGUGGGAAGGAGAUCAAGAAGAGGAAGUGCAUCUUUCGCCUGAGGACCAGAGUCCCUCCCAACCCCCCCUCCAAGCUGUUCCCUGAGCGCACUCAGAAUGAUGGGGGGCGGGGCCGAAAGAAGGGCGUGGUCAGAAACAGUGUGUCAGCUGAGAGGAAGAGGAGGAAGUCCAAGUGGCUCCUAGAGGACGCCAUUCCUAACAAUGAGUACUCCUGCAGCUGGACCUCCAACCACCACAUGGCCAACAUCUUCGACUUCACCCUGGACGAGCUGCAGAGCCUCAAGAGUACUUCCAGUAGAACAGUCAGUAUUGAUCAGGACUCCACUGAUGCCUCCACCUCAGGUUCUGCCACGACCAGUGCCUCCUACCACUUCAGGAGGAGGGUGGGCAGCAGGAAGAGGAAGUUACCUAGCAACAGCUAUAGCCAGUGGGCCAAUCGCAGCGAGGCAGGGGAGGAGCUUGGUGGGGAGGAGCUUUCUGGGAUCCUGGAGGACCAAGAAGCUACUAACCACACUCACCUGUCAUCAGACUCCUCCCACUUCCUUUCUGACCCCUCCCAGCUCCCUUCUGACUCCUCCCACCUCCACUCCUCCAUCUCCUCGUAUUUCGGAGUGGCGGGCAGACUGACCAAUGGUGAGAGGUACCAGGUGUUGGCUCGACGCAUCACUCCUCAGGGGACGGUCCAGUACCUGCUGGAGUGGGAGGGAACAACACCAUAUUAGGACACUGGCAGAGAAACAGCUUUGAUUCCUUUUCCUCCAUUCACUCCACUCAGAGCUCAGUCUCCUUGAAAGUAGUGCACCUGACUGAUCACCUGAGCUGAUAUUCAUGUUACUUGGGCCAUGUUGAUUAUUUUAAAUACCAACAACCAUAAAAGUUAUUUAACAUUUUAUUUUAUUUUCAUAAAAAUGAAUUUAAACACAUUGAAAUUAACUUCCUGUUUUCAGCCCAGUCAGCCUCAGUCCCAACAAAUCCUGUUCUAUACAUGUCUGUCCAAACCUCAAUCAGGUCCCCUCAAACGUCCGUCACACUUCAAACCUCCAUCACACCUAUGUCCCCUUAAACCUCCGUCAGGUGGUUUUCAGGUGAGUUUGGAGGAAUCCGGUUUCAAAGCUGAUCAUGAUCCUGUAAAAACAGUAUUUAGUGAAAGCAAACAAAAUGUUGAACUACAGCCAAA
This is a messenger RNA of Seriola dumerili (greater amberjack), 2267 nucleotides long. RefSeq names its product PHD finger protein 19 (gene phf19). Gene Ontology annotation, cellular component: nucleus. The transcript is spliced from 14 exons. Gene Ontology annotation, biological process: regulation of DNA-templated transcription; chromatin organization. Gene Ontology annotation, molecular function: DNA binding; chromatin binding. The coding region runs from base 106 to 1812 and encodes 568 amino acids. NCBI's taxonomy places the organism in Eukaryota, Metazoa, Chordata, Actinopteri, Carangiformes, Carangidae. The record is from RefSeq and is a predicted model, not a curated record.